AUGUUGAGGGUAUUGCCGACUAGUUUCAAGUCGAUAUCGACCAGGUCAGCUUUCAGAGCAUGUCAACUUUCCCCCCUAACUGUUUACUGUCCGCUUAAGUCUUCACAAGGUACAGAUAUAAAGAGUCUAGAAGAUUUGACUAAAUUGAAAUCAUUAGAGGGUGUGGACCCUGAACUCAUUAGAAAGUUGAUUAAUGAACGUACCAUCGAGCUGAAUGUUCAGAAUGAAUUAGAAAUGCUCAAAAAUCUAAACAAACAAGAAAAGAUGUCCCAAGAAGUUUCAUUAAAAAGGUUCGUAAGGCCGUUGUGGGUAUUCUUUCUAAUGAGUUCAACUGUUUAUCUGAUAUUACACUAUGUAUGGUGGAAACUAGAGGUUGUAGAAAAGGAAAAGGAGUUGCAAUCUCAUGUCGAGAGUUUAGAAAUGGAAUUGGAUCAAACUUUAAAAUCUCAAAAUCAAAACGUAUCGUCUUCACAGAAUAACGGUAAUAAUAAAACUAAUGAUAAGCCCUGGUACAGAAAAUGGUUUUUUUAA
Messenger RNA from Zygosaccharomyces rouxii, 531 nucleotides. RefSeq names its product Ina17p (gene INA17). The record is from RefSeq and is a predicted model, not a curated record. The transcript has a single exon. NCBI's taxonomy places the organism in Eukaryota, Fungi, Ascomycota, Saccharomycetes, Saccharomycetales, Saccharomycetaceae. The coding region runs from base 1 to 531 and encodes 176 amino acids.